Molecule: messenger RNA, 3548 nt
Organism: Cyprinodon variegatus (sheepshead minnow)
Lineage: Eukaryota; Metazoa; Chordata; Actinopteri; Cyprinodontiformes; Cyprinodontidae
Product: ubiquitin-protein ligase E3A-like
Exons: 11
Coding region: 289-2754 (821 amino acids)
Biological process (GO): protein polyubiquitination
Molecular function (GO): ubiquitin protein ligase activity
Source: RefSeq, a predicted model, not a curated record
GCCGGGAUAUAACUCGCCUCUUGUUUACAAAUUGACAGAGAAACCCGCUUUGACUGAAACACGGAACAUAUUUCCUCUUUCUGACGCUGGCACACCCGAACCGUUGACACGCGUGUAAAAAACAGAUUGCUUUCUUUAAACUGAGCCACGGCAACCCACGCACACGGAGCUGUCACUCUUACACGAGUGAUUUUUUUUUCUGCACCGUCACUGACACACGCUGUGCUUUCAGUCUAAUCUCAGCUGACUGUCCUCCAGGCCUGAAGACGGGUGACUGAAUCCAGCCGAAUGAACAGAGCGACUGCAAAGCGGUUAAUCGAACGCUACUUUCGACAGUUAACUGAAGGCUGUGGAAAUGGCAACUGCACCAAUGAGUUUUGUGCCUCUAGCAAUAACUGUCAACCUCUGGAUAACAAUGCAGCUGCUGCUAAAGCGCUGGACCUAUUUAAGGUUAAUGCCAAACUGUGCGAUUAUUACCCUUCAGUGGAGUCCAAGUCUGACGAAAACUCUCGGAUGGAGAGCGAGACGAACACUGAAAAAUUCUCAGAUGUUCACUACCUCACAGAGCACACGGUGUGUAGGAUCCUGAGUGUCUGUGAGGAAGAAGGGAAUUAUUCUACUCUUGUCCGCAUCAUUGGCAGGAUAUUCUCUAAUGCGGAAGCUCUCAUGAAGAGCUUUCGGAAGGAGGAACCAGGUGCCGCCAAGAACCUGGAUUCUCUUAAAUUGAGAGAAGAGAAAGAGAGCGACCAGUCCUCAGGCAAGAAGGCCUCCUCCUCCGCCUCCUCAUCAGAGGAAACUCCAAAUGGAAACCCCAACUCUUACGAGCCCACCGUAGACAUUGAUGCCGUACGGAGGGUCUACGAUAAACUUCUUUCCAUCGACCAGGUGGAGUCUGCCUUGGUAAAUGCCCUCAUUUACCUCACUCCAAACGUGGAACUUGACCUGGAAUAUCUAGACGUGUACGAAACAAACCCUGAUUACCUGAACAUCUUCAUUAUUGUGAUGGAGAACAGCAACCUUCAUAGCCCAGAGUACCUGGAAGUGGCAUUACCUCAAUUUUGCAAGGCGAUGAGCAAGCUGCCACUGACUGCCCUAGCUCGGCUGACCAAACUCUGGUCGUCGUACGGCCUCCCUCACGUUCGGCGGAUGAUGGAGACCUUCCAGCAGCUGAUUACUUUCACUGUUGUUAGCAAUGAAUACGGUGCAGAAAAUCUGGUGAAUGACGACGAGACAGUGGUGGCUGCAACCAACUGCUUAAAGGUAGUCUUCUACGCAAACAUCCUCGGAGGAGAGGUGGAUGUAGAGCACAACGAAGAGGAUGAUGAAGACUCCGAGUCAGAUGAGCUGACGCUGCACGAACUGCUGGGUGAAGAGCGGCUCUUUAAGAAGGGCCCGCGGGUUGACCCUUUGGAGAGAGAGCUUGGUGUACGCGCCAUAGACAGCAUAAAGCCCCUCAUACCAUUUGAGGAUUUUAUCAAUGAAUCUGUGAACGAAGUGAUUGAAAUGGACAAAGAUUUUACCUUCUUCAAAGUCAACGCAGAAACAAAGUUUUCCUUCCAGAGCUGCCCCUUCAUUCUUAGCGUCAUUACCAAGAGCCAGGGCUUGUAUUAUGACAACAGGAUCCGGAUGUACAGCGAAAGACGCCUGACGGCUCUCUACAGCAUGGUACAGGGCCAGCAGCCAAACCCCUAUCUGAAACUCAAAGUACGCCGAGACCACAUCAUUGACGAUGCCCUCGUCAGAUUGGAAAUGAUCUCUAUGGAGAACCCUUCUGACCUGAAGAAGCAGCUGUAUGUGGAGUUCGAGGGGGAGCAAGGCGUAGAUGAGGGAGGAGUUUCGAAGGAGUUCUUUCAGCUCGUAUUGGAGGAGAUCUUUAAUCUGGACAUAGGGAUGUUCACCUAUGACAACGACACCAAACUGUUCUGGUUUAAUUCAUCCUCCCUGGAGAACGAAGCACAGUACACCCUUAUUGGAAUCGUUCUGGGGCUGGCGAUUUACAACAACUGCAUCCUGGAUGUUCAUUUCCCCAUGGUUGUCUACAGGAAGCUGAUGGGGAAGAAAGGGACCUUCCUGGACCUGUCAGACUCACACCCAGUUCUCUAUCAAAGUUUGAAGGAAGUACUGGAGUAUAGUGGGAGCCUGGAGGAGGACAUGAUGCUCACCUUCCAAAUAUCCCACACAGACCUUUUUGGAAACCCCAUGCUGUAUAACUUGAAGGAGAACGGAGACAAGAUCCCCGUUACUGAGGAGAACAGACAGGAAUUUGUUCACCUGUAUGCAGACUACAUCCUGAACAAAAGCGUGGAAAGCCAGUUCAACGCUUUUAAGAAGGGUUUCCUGAUGGUCACAAACGAGUCCCCGCUGAAAUACUUGUUCAGACCAGAGGAGGUAGAGCUUCUGAUCUGUGGGAGCAGGAAACUUGAUUUUGAAGCUCUUGAAAAGACAACAGAAUAUGAUGGAGGUUAUAACAAGGACAGCCAAAUUAUCAAAGAUUUCUGGGAAAUUAUCCACUCUUUCGGCGAGGAGCAGAAACGGCUUUUUCUUCAGUUCACCACGGGAACAGACAGAGCUCCAGUCGGAGGUCUUGGUAAAUUAAAGAUGAUCAUCGCCAAGAACGGUUCUGACUCUGACAGACUACCGACCUCUCACACCUGCUUUAACGCCCUGCUGCUCCCUGAAUACUCCUCCAAGGAAAAACUGAAAGAGAGACUCCUCAAGGCCAUCACUUACGCCAAAGGCUUUGGGAUGCUGUGAAGAAAAAAACAAGGGAAUACCACAGAAACACACAGGGAGACCUGAACAAACACCAAAAUGCUGCAACAACUCUGUGCCUAAUGGAUUUCUCACAGAUAAAUCCACCGCUGGCCUUCCAUGCUGAGCCUUCACUUGCUUUUUAACUUUGACAACUAUGUAGGCAUUAGAAAUCCCAAAGAAGUUCUGUUCCUGAAAGAUAAAACCCAUAUUUGAAUUGUGAAACUGUGAAAGUGAGCUUCCAUAUAGUAGCAGAUAAAGUAUAUUUAUUAAACUAGUUUGACUUCUGAUGCCUCUGAAGUUUAUACAUGUAGCAGUAUUUUCUCCUCACUGGGCGUGAUGGUGCUCCUUGACUGCAACUGAUGAAAACAAAGAGUUGAACCCUUUUGUAUUACCUGCUAAUAAAUAUAGCGUCACUUAUAAACCGUAUUUUCUGUCUUAGUAAGGGCAAUCUUCAGUUUAUGAUUGAAACUUUUUUGCUGUGCCUGUAACAGAUGAACAUAGUUUGCUGUGAACCUGAUGUGAUAUUAUUGUUUUCUGCAGUUUGCAAGGUUUCAGAAUCUGUUUCAAAGCGAUUUAGCGACAGUAUUAGCGCAUCAAAUCUGAAACAGGUGGUUUCCUUCUCUUGUUGCCUAAGAGUUACUGAUUUGCACACUUCUAUGUGCAGAUGCCAAAUGUGCAAGGCCUGUUUAAGGGAAACUGUCACAAUAAAAGGUUAGAUUUGGCCAUGUAUCUCAGGUAUGUAAAGAAUUUGCAGAAAGUACUUCUGUAAACUCCAAUAUGCAAGGUGAAUAAAA